This is a messenger RNA of Anarrhichthys ocellatus (wolf-eel), 2676 nucleotides long. Its product is annotated as cytokine-inducible SH2-containing protein-like. Gene Ontology annotation, biological process: phosphatidylinositol phosphate biosynthetic process; intracellular signal transduction. Gene Ontology annotation, molecular function: 1-phosphatidylinositol-3-kinase regulator activity. Bases 754 to 1518 code for a protein of 254 amino acids. The transcript is spliced from 2 exons. Gene Ontology annotation, cellular component: phosphatidylinositol 3-kinase complex. The record is from RefSeq and is a predicted model, not a curated record. NCBI's taxonomy places the organism in Eukaryota, Metazoa, Chordata, Actinopteri, Perciformes, Anarhichadidae.
UAAACGAAUGACAAAUAUUUGUUUGUGUGUUUUCAAAGUCUGUUUUAUUCUAGAUUGUAUGCGAGCAAUAUAAUACGACAAUAACCGUUUGACUGCAGUUUAUCAAUUAGAUAUUUUUAAUUCUGUGUUGUGUGUGUUGUUGUUUUUUACUAACAGAUUUUUUUUCAUUUAGUCCGUAUGUUUUGUAAUGUAGGCUACAAUAACUCAAGUACUGUACAAUUCUGAGGUAAAUCAUUUUGAGGUAUUUUACUUGAGUAUUAACAUUUUCUACUUCAUACUUUUACUCCAUAAUUUACAGGAAAAUAUUGUACUUUUUACUCCACUGCCUUUAUUUGAUGACUUUAGUUACUGGUUACUUUGCAGAUUCUGAUCAAUAUUACAAAAUAUAAUCAACAAAUAAAUAAUUAUACAUUGUUAUGGAUAAAGGUCACACUUUAUCGAUCCCUUGGUGAAAUUUACAAGCUACCCAGCAUUAAAGUAAUCAAAGUAAGGCCCACUUUUACCAGCUGCGACAUUAAAGUGAUGUACAUUUUAAUGAAUUAGUAAUUACAAUUCAACAAUAGAAUAUUAUUCUGAAAUAGGCUAUUUUGCACAUUUACAUUUUGUACCUUAAAUAUGCUUUGAAGCUAAUACUUUCACAUUUGAAAUGCAUAACUUGUAAUUGAGUAUCUCUACACUGAGUUAUUGUUAAAGUACUUCUUCCACCACUGCUGGUUGCUUGGUUUUGUGCUUUUUAGCUCAUAUCAAUUAAAAAUGUUUGCUACUUUUACUUGCGAGAGUAUCAGAAUACAAUAUCAGCUUGCACAAAAAUCUCUGUUCGAUACCAAACAUGCAAUGCUACACGUAUAUCAACAGGGCUCCUGUCAUUCAGAAAUGGUUGCCCGAGCAUUGACCAUUUUCCAUCAUGAGGAACGAGGAGCUUCAUGCCGUCCCCGGCCCUCUCCUUCAACCAUUGACCCAGCAGAGGACCUCCGCUGCAUCACCACCACUUUCCAGUAUCUACAGACUUCAGGCUGGUACUGGCGCUCCAUCUCAGCGAGUGAGGCUCGGGAAGCUCUCCUACAACAGUCUGAAGGCACGUUUCUGGUGCGGGACAGCAGUCAUCCUCAGUACCUGCUCGCCCUCUCAGUGAAGACCCGCUGUGGACCCACCAGCAUACGCAUAAACUACAGCAGGGGCUCCUUCUGGCUGGACUCCAUUUCCCCCAGCCUGCCUCACCUGCAGUCCUUUCCAGAUGUUGUCAGCCUGAUACAGUACUACAAGGCCUCAGGCCACACGUCACAGGGCCAGGCGUCUGAUGACAUCCAUCCCCAGACAAAGCCUGACCCUGCCAAGCACACGGCUAAGGACAGCGUAGUGCCUCUAAAGCUGGCGCACCCCCUGCACAAACCAGAGGCCUUCCCUUCUUUGCAGCACCUGACCCGCCUCACCAUCAACAGACACGCAAACUGCCCCGACCAGGUGCCACUCCCAAAGCCUCUGCUGUGCUACCUGCAAGACUACCCUUUCACCAUAUGAGGGUCUCUGUCCCUCUGGUGCAGGACACAGAGACAGGAACCUAUGAGGGUCAGUGUCACACUCCAUGACCACACGCUGUGAAUCUGGGACAGUUUGACACCUCAGGCAACAGCAAAUGUCCCAGAGGGAGCAUAUCGAAAUGAAUGAGCUCAGUCUUACUACAGUGAUACUGCUAAGUAAUAUUUUUUAUUAUUUUCAUAUGUCGAUUUCAGCUGCUGUAAAUUGAAUUUAUUUCUACAAUGCCAAUAUGCGAGUUAUUUCUCUUUCUCUGGGCCAGUUCCCACAAAGAAGAAGAGAGUAGGUAGGUUUUUGCAUGAUUCAGACCACUGGUCCCAAUUGCUGGUUGCUUUGUUGUUCCUGUAGAGAUAUCAUUUGAAAUAAGUUGGAUUUGUGUCUGAGGAUCUCUGUUUUCUUUGCAUUGGAGCUCAUUAUGUGGGACCUGAGGUUUGCAAAGAUUUGUGCAACAAAACAAUGUUUAUGCACUCUUCAUGAAAUCAAUGAAACUGAUGAACCAUGGCUAAGCCAGCAGUGAUGCACAGGGCACAAUGAAGGUCUGCACACUGUUAGGCUCCAAAUACAUUUUCCAAAUUUAUUUCUCAUUUUAAGACAAUGUUUCGUUCCGUAAGAUCUUCCUCAGGCAUGCCAACAGUGAUCUCAUUUACACUUUUGGGCAUUAUUACAGUCAUCACAACAUCUCUUAAAUAUGUCUUUUUACCCUGAAUGUGCAUGGCUGUCCUGAUACAGCUUGUGUUUUUGUCAUUAUGACUCUACUUCCUUCUGCAUGUCUGUAUUUUAUUGGACAUGCUGAAAUCUAAUCACAUUAUAAUUAAGAAUUCAGACAGUGGAGAGUACAUUGAUAAGACAAGUUAUUACUUAUUUUGUGAGGUCAUGCCGACUUACUUGACAUGCAGAUUGGAAGGUCAGAGGUGGGUGACAAGCAAUUUUAAAAUAUAUAAUAAAACACAGUCUUACGUGUGUAUUUAGUUUUUAUUUUAUGUGCAGAAUGCUUUUCCUAAAAGAUAAUUUCUUACAAAAUCAUUACCAGCAUGGACAUCAAAGGCUGUGGGGGGAAAAACAGUUGUUGGCUAUUUAAGGACAUCUGUUUACAACUGGUUUUAUUCUCAGAAGAGGAGCAUAUGCCUGUGAAUUUAUUUUGAA